Molecule: messenger RNA, 553 nt
Organism: Mytilus californianus (California mussel)
Lineage: Eukaryota; Metazoa; Mollusca; Bivalvia; Mytilida; Mytilidae
Exons: 5
Coding region: 38-532 (164 amino acids)
Source: RefSeq, a predicted model, not a curated record
UUGUGGGUUAGAGCUUAAACUGUUGGACGUCAGAGAAAUGGCAAACGUUUUCACGAAACGGACAGGGAAACCUAGAUCCACGACGCUGGGAGAUUUCUGUGGACCAGAGAAAACAGCUCCACGUUUAAUUCCACGACCACAUUCUCCAACGAGACUGGCAAACCCACAUCCCGUGGGCCUGUUUUACCAACCCAUUAGUAAGAAUAAAAAGAGUUACGGCAUUUGGCAUCCCAAUUUCCAGAAGAUAGCCGUAAGAAUUCCUGCGAUGAAACGUCAUACAAAAUGGGUUAAUUUUUGUAAUGGACGAUACAGCUCACCAUACUCAGAAAAAGGAAAGGCACCAGAAAUCAUCUACACAGAAGAUACCACGUCGAGAGUUAGUUAUUGUCCACCGUCGAGGUUUCCCGAACUUAAUAAAAACCAGAAAACAACGAGAUAUAGUCAUUCACCUAACAGGGGAUCUGGACCAGUUAUAGGAAUCAUACCAAACCUGAAGCCGAUAAAGUAUAAACCAGUGAAAGAUGACUUUUAAAAGAUUAUUUCCAAAACGAAG